Molecule: messenger RNA, 348 nt
Organism: Didymodactylos carnosus
Lineage: Eukaryota; Metazoa; Rotifera; Eurotatoria; Philodinida; Philodinidae
Source: the annotation of a GenBank genome assembly
AUGGGUCAUUUUUUGAACAAAGGAGUGUGGGGUGGUAUUUCUUAUCAAAGAUUAUUCCCUAAACAAUCUUCGAUCUUCAUUGAUGAACGGUUAGACUCGAUAAGACCACAAGGUGAUGAUAAUCGUAAUAAAAUGUAUUUUACUGGUGAACGAUAUGCAAAAUUUAUUCAAACUAUUGUAGCAGAAAAAGCAGCUAAAGAAUUAGGUGAUUUACAAAAUGCUAUUUUUCAGGACGAUCAAGAUCGUAAACAAAGGACAUGGACGGCUUUAAAUGCUGUUAAACAUGUUUCUAUCAAUCGUAUUGAACCAGUAGAUUCUGCUGCAAACUGGCUGACAUUUGGCCUAUAG